Messenger RNA from Protomyces lactucae-debilis, 1061 nucleotides. RefSeq lists its product as uncharacterized. NCBI's taxonomy places the organism in Eukaryota, Fungi, Ascomycota, Taphrinomycetes, Taphrinales, Protomycetaceae. The coding region runs from base 204 to 899 and encodes 231 amino acids. The record is from RefSeq and is a predicted model, not a curated record. The transcript has a single exon.
UGAGUGCCGACUAACAUGCUUUUUUGGCUGGAGCGGGCAUCACGUCACCCGGAUUUUCCGCAAUGGGAGCCCGGAGGAUGACCCUUCGUCUUCAAGCAAGGACCAGGCUAUGAUAAGCAUCAUGGUGGAAAGGUCUUCCAAUCCCGACACCUGCACCAGCAGAAGGGUUUAAUCCCAACAAACCCGAGAAAGGCACAGGGUAGAUGGCAUGCUAUUACGUUGCCGAGGACACGGCCUGCAGUACUAAACCCGAUGAUUUCUUCACUGCAAAAGAUUCAAAUCGUCAUGGCAAGGGAGAUCGGCUUGGUAUCUACUGUGGGUAUGCAUCGGAUCUCAACACAGAUCAUUGGGUCCCCAAGAAUGCCAAACCCGGAUAUCCUCCCACUUGGGGUACCCGGGGCAAGCACUGCGAUGUGAUCUUUACUUAUCGAGCGCCCGUCAACGCUGCCUGGCUCGUUCUCAAGCCAGGGAUUCAGUCCGAGAAGGACCUGCAGACCGCUAGCGACUGUCCUUACCAGCUGAAAUAUCAGGUUGGCCCGUAUCUUGAGAGCAAGCAGUUUCCCAUGGACACUAAAACGGGUUGUUACCACAUCAACAAAGAUGAUCGAUGUGGGGCUGACUGGUUCACAGUCACGGCGAACAAUGUUGAUCAUCUCGGUGUUUACUGUGCUGCAAAGCCUGAAGACUUUAUCCCGAAGGCCGCAUUUGCAAUAAUGUUUGGCUGGCAAAAGACCUCGUUGGUACUUCGACGAGAGUCUUUACUCAUGGAUUCUUUAUUCAGGGUGGUAAGCCUCCUCAUGCCCGCGAGCAACAUGAUUCUUGCCGCUUCGGUAAAGCUUGGAGUAGCCUGCACACCACAACAUAUCAGAGGGGCGUCCCUUCCUAUAGUUCUACUUUAGAAGAGCACUAAGCACCUUCAGCUGCACUUUGGUCGUUAUGACAGUGGAACCAUAGACAGUGCUUCAGCGUCAUCUUGAACACUGAUCCAGUAUCAUUGAUGAAUUACACAGUGACUAGUGCUGGAGAGCUUGCUCAGGAAAACAACAGCUGCAACGCGACAU